Molecule: messenger RNA, 1385 nt
Organism: Gastrolobium bilobum
Lineage: Eukaryota; Viridiplantae; Streptophyta; Magnoliopsida; Fabales; Fabaceae
Exons: 1
Coding region: 30-842 (270 amino acids)
Source: RefSeq, a predicted model, not a curated record
GGAAAGGGGGAGACAACAUCACCAGAAGCAUGUCGGAAACGGGGUCGGAUUAUGUCCUACGUUCAUGCGUGGCGUUACUUUCUCGCCGUGAUUUCACUUCUUGCCGUGAGUUAGUUCACCGGGUCCCAAGAUCCGACCCGAAUAUCUCUGCUCAAGUGGACCAAAUCCUAGCAAUUGUGGACGUUCUCGGUGCAGCGGAGCACCGCCUCAACAAGAACCAACUCAACUGGUAUUCCAUUCUGAAACUCACCCCUGGCGAUCCGGCGAAUCACCGCUACCUUGCACGUCUGCAGUUCAAGACGCUAGUGCGCCUCUUGGACCCCAACAAGAACAAAUUUCCCUUUGCGGAAGAGGCCCAAAUGCGCGUCCGUGAGGCCUGGUUCGUGCUCUCCGACCCAGUAAGGCGAGAGCGUCACAUCCUUGAUGUCCGUGGCGGCAGUGGCACCUCACAGCAGCCUGUGCAAUGUCCCUCCAACGGAGAUGCUCUGAACCAGAGUGAGAUGUCGUUUUGGACAAUGUGCCCUUACUGCUGGUACUUGCAUGAGUAUGAGAGAAAAUACGAAGAUUGCUCUCUCCGGUGCACUAAUUGUAAGAGGACAUUUCAUGGUGUGGCGGUGAAGCCUCCGGCACCGGAAACUAUAGUGGAGGGGAAGGACCAGUACUAUUGCUAUCACUUGAGUUUGCCUUUGAGGUACCCUAUGGGGGAUCACAACUUCCAGGGCAAUGGAAAAAAAAAGAUGAGGAUAAAAACAGUGGCUAACAGGGUGAGAAUGAAAGGGUUUAUUGAUCCCAAUAGUGACUCUGACUUGGAUGCAGAAGAAAAUGGAGAUAGGGUUUGGUAGUAAUGGAACUUGGAAAGGUGAGAACUUUUUGGCACUUUUUUGGUUUUGAUAGUUCUUCCACCACUAUGGAGGUAGUGUACACGGGAAUUAUUGGCUAGUUUUCUCACAAGUGUUGGAAAAAACGGAACUUUAUGGUGGAGUUGUCGACUGUGUGUUUUAUCUGUUAGGGAAGGAGGCAUGCAUUGCUUGUAUUAUAUAGUUUUUGCAAUGCGCCCAACUGAUUGUAUUCUGUUCAUACUCUUUAAUGAAUUGCUUUUGUUUUAUAAUAGAAUUUAUAUCAAAUACUGGUGAUCGUUUACAUUACUGAUGCACGUCUAAUAUAGACGACUUUGGUUACAAGAUAAGAUCGUUUACAUUGCUGUUUGUAACAAACAAUAGAGCAACUAACUGAUAAGAUACCCUGUACAUUCAAAUAUAUUUAAACUGAGCUUUAUCCAUUUAUCUAUUUAUGCAACAGCCGUAACAGUCAUAACUAAGCCACCUUAUGUUCUAACACUCCCCAAUGCUGUCAAAUGGUCCUUUAGCUUAAAGCCUUUAAAUAUA